GGACGGUGCCUUGGAACUAUAUUUAUUGUUAGAAACGGUUAUAUCUGACUAUAUUUACUCAAGAUCUGGUUAGUGUAAAGUAUAUUUAUCAUCAAAGAUGUAUAUCUUCUCGUUAGGAACGAGUAUUUGGAUUAAAUUUCACCUGAAGUUCUAUAUUUCACUUGAGGGAUAAUUUAUAUCGUCUGGGACAGUGUAUUUGUAUUAUACAUGGUAUUCUUGUUUGAACAGAAUAUUGGAGUAUAGAUAUUGUCGAGGACGGUGAGUUUGGACUAUAUUUAUUGUCAGGGAAUUUAAGUUGUUAAUUUUAUUCAGGAAAAUAUUUUCUGGGUACAUUUGUGUUAUAACUUUAUAACUCAUACUGCAUGAUCAACAGUAAUGUCUGUGCGAUCGUGUCCGACAGCACUUCAGAAGGAACCAACUGAGGUUAACCCAGCCAGGUCCGAGCCUGGACAAUGAUGCAUUGAAGGAACAUGGAGAGGUGUUUGGUUAGAAAAAGAAGAAAUGGAAAAGGAGAAGAUAAAUGCUUUGUUUAAGACUCGUAUACACUUAAUUACGGUGGCCCACAAGGGCAACGUCAUUAAUAAAUCAGAUAUCAAAUUCAAAUUCCUUACUUCAAAUUCAAAUUCAUCACUCCAAAUUCAAAUUCAUCACUCCAAAUUCAAAUUUCUCACUCCAAAUUCAAAUUUCUCACUCCAAAUUCAAAUUCCUCACUCCAAAUUCAAAUUUCUCACUCCAAAUUCAAAUUUCUCACUCCAAAUUCAAAUUUCUCACUCCAAAUUCAAAUUUCUCACUCCAAAUUCAAAUUUCUCACUCCAAAUUCAAAUUUCUCACUCCAAAUUCAAAUUUCUCACUCCAAAUUCAAAUUCGUCAUUGGUCAGCGGUAACAAUCUCAAAUAAACUUUAAUACUUCAUUUACACACGGCUAAUAGAAAUUUACUGCAAGUAAAAAAAACAUGGCAUCCACUUGCGAGGAAUGUCAUCAAAGUGUGGAGUUAUACGACAAUUUCUGCUGCCACUGUGGCGUGAAACUUCCUAAUGAAGAACUUCAAAUAAAGUAUUAUUUUUCACAAGGUUACGAGUAUAGUGUAAUACUGGAAUUUUUACGUAGAUUUCACGGUGUUACAAUGUGUUUACGAACUCUAAAAAAAACGUCUGAAGACCCUAGGUUUGGAAAGAAAAUCAACAGAGUUUGACGAAGAUCAAGUAAGAGCCAGGAUACAGCGAGAGAUUGAUGGACCUGGUUGCUUGGCAGGCUACAGAAGCAUGUGGCACACGCUUCGCUGUGAAGGUUUUAUGAUCCCAAGGAGUAAAGUGGCGAGCAUACUCAGAGAGUUAGAUCCUGAUGGUUGCGAAGAAAGGCGCACACAUCGACUUAAACGACGUUUGUACAUUAACCCAGGACCUAAUUUUUGUUGGCACCUUGAUGGAUACGACAAACUUAAGUUGUUUGGCUUCCCAAUCCAUGGUUGCAUCGAUGGGUUCAGCCGCAAAAUGAUCUGGUUAAAGCUUUCAAGAUCAAAUAACAAUCCAGAAGUAAUACUGAAAUUUUACCUUGAUUCAGUAAGAGAAUUUGGUGGUUGUCCCAAAAAAGUACGAACCGACUAUGGUACAGAGAAUGGUUUAGUAGCAGCUGCACAGUGCUGGUUUACAGAUGAUAUAGGUUCUCACAUUUAUGGAACCUCACAACACAACCAGAGAAUUGAGGCAUGGUGGUCCUUCUUUAGGCGCAGCAGAAUGACGUGGUGGAUAAAUUUUUUCAAAGAUUUGUUCGAACGUUCUAUAUGCACUACUGGAGAUGAGAUUAAAAUGGAAUGCUUAUGGUUUUGCUUUGCUAAUAUUAUUCAGCAAGAUUUAGAGCAUGUCAAGAACCUCUGGAAUUCACAUUACAUCCGUAGUUCCCGAUAUGAAUCUGUUUCGGGUCGACCUAAUGAAUUAUUCUUUUUGCCUGAAAUACAUGUUGCGGAGAAUUACCUACAGCCUGUAAGUGAAAUUCAGUGUCAGCAUGUGGAAGAAAACCAUGUUAUUGAAGAAGAAGCAAAUGAUUACCAAGAGUACUUUGCUUAUGUUAUGGAGCAAUGUGAUCUGGGUGAGCCUCAAAAUUGGAGAGAAUCUUUGAAUCUGUAUAAUCAACUUCUAUUUCAUUUUGAUGGGUAA
This is a messenger RNA of Paramuricea clavata, 2154 nucleotides long. NCBI's taxonomy places the organism in Eukaryota, Metazoa, Cnidaria, Anthozoa, Malacalcyonacea, Plexauridae. The record is from the annotation of a GenBank genome assembly.